This is a messenger RNA of Lepidothrix coronata (blue-crowned manakin), 355 nucleotides long. RefSeq names its product early nodulin-20-like. The record is from RefSeq and is a predicted model, not a curated record. The transcript has 2 exons. Lineage: Eukaryota; Metazoa; Chordata; Aves; Passeriformes; Pipridae. The annotation marks the transcript as partial.
UCAUCGGUGUCGUCACGGCUGCCCCGGUGACGUCAUGGCGGCGGUGGAGGGGGCGUGGCCGGGGCGGGGGGCGGAGCCCUCCGAGAGCAGCCCCGAGCCCCCCUCCCCCUCCUCCUCCCGCCCUCCCCUCUCCGACUCCAGCCCCUCCCCCACCGAGACCACGCCCACCCCGCGGGGGCGGGGCCCGGGGGGCGGGGCCAGCACUCGCCCCACCCCUCCCACCCUGCCCGGGCUGUCCAGCGAGCGCCCCCUGGCGUUGUUCGAGGAGGAGCUGGCGACGCGCCCGCGGGUCCCGGCGCUGCUGCGCAGGAUCGCCCCGUACAGCGCCCUGAGCCCCGAGAGCGACACCGCAGCG